Molecule: messenger RNA, 372 nt
Organism: Aphanomyces invadans
Lineage: Eukaryota; Oomycota; Saprolegniomycetes; Saprolegniales; Verrucalvaceae
Exons: 1
Coding region: 1-372 (123 amino acids)
Source: RefSeq, a predicted model, not a curated record
AUGCGUUGGAUUCGCCACGUUUCGCGGCUUUACAUGCAACGAGGUCGUUGUCAAAGUAGUCGUGUGCGUCGAGAGGGUCUAAAAUCGUUGUCGACUUGGAUUGCAGUGCCAGGUACGCUACGACCGAGACUGCGGUCGCGGCAGCACAGGUCGCUGCUGCAACAACAGGAUGGUCUCGCACCCAUCGAAAGCUCACGGAUAUCUCUGUCGGCGUCGGGAAGAACGACGCUCCUGACGACGGCAUGGCGCCAAGCGCGGAAGCCGACGGACCGACGGCAGCUUCCAUGGCGCGGACAAAAUCUCGAAAUGAGAGGGUGGACUCCAUCUUGGACGGAAAAACCUAUCAAAAUUCAUAUCGCCACUCUGUUUUAG